UGUUUGUAGAUUCUAUUGUGGAAUGUAUAUUUUACGCUUUGCCUGGCUUUGCCCUUAGCCCUUUUUUUUAUUUAUUGCAUGUGUGAGCUACGUUUUGUAGAUGUGAAUAAUUAUUCUUUGUUUCGGCUUGCAUUAACGUAAUUAAAGUAACGAAAAACGUCUUAUUCACACAUUUAUAACAAAGUCAGUUGCAUAUAAAUAUAAAUUCAGACACUAUGAAGGCGGCAUAUUUGAUUGUUUUUAUCAUAUUUAUUACAACCAUCUCCAUAGCUGAAAGUGGAGUACACUCAUAUGGCUCGAAGCAAAAUUACAAGGCAAAUUAUCAGUAUAGCAAGAAUUAUGAUAGCGCACCACCCAAAUAUUAUAAUAAUCAGAAAUUAGCAGACACAGCAUCAAUGAAUGCAUCAAAUUCAUCUCUAGUUCGAAAAGUUGGUGUUUCAGCUUGGGGAAUAAUUGCGAUAAUUUUAGGUAUAAUUAUACUCAGUACUAUAACAUAUUAUGCAUUUAUGCUAUAUCCAUACAUAUGUAAGAGAGAUCAGAUCACUUAUGACAUGGAGCAGUUGACUGAAGUUAAUUCUGUAUGUACUGUUAGCGACAAUACUAACAACAUGCCACUCUAUCAUCGUUCAAUCGAUGUUUUAAAUAAUGUAUCAAACAAUAUAGAUAAGAGCAUAAAUUGAUAAGAGAAUGACUGAAAAACAAAUUUACAUGUUUAUUUUAUAAGUACAUAAGUGAGUACACAUUCACUUAGGAUAUCAGUAUUUUUAUAUGAGUUUAACAAUAAUUAAGUUUUAUACGAACUUAAUGGCAGUUUUAUGAUCUCAGAGUAGAAAAAUAUUAAACAUUGAGAUUGUUUUUGUACUACCUUUUACAUAUAAUAAUAGAAUAAAUUAAUUUUUAUAAAUUGUACAAAUGCAUUUACAGUAAUUAAUAUAGAAAGAUUAGAACAAUUUUAUAAGCUAUUGCGAAAGAUCAGACUAAAUUAUACAACUAAAAAAAUAAUUAUAAACAGAAUGUUAAAUACAUUAACAUUUGUCAAAAAUGAUUUUCUUAAAUAUGAAUUAUUUUGUAGAAAUAAUAUAUACAAUGUAUAUCAAUUUUGGUUUGUAAUGGAAGACUAUAGAAUAUGCUUCAAUUAGGUGAUAUUACAAAAUGCAAAAAAGACUAACAUGUAUUAUAAUAACAGACUGAACUUUGCAAUUUUUAAAUUUGGUCCCAUUAUAGGGAGAAUCAAUUAAUACUCCUGCGAGUUAAGAAGUUUUUCUUAAGCUAUCAGUAUAUAUUAAGCUCGUAAAAAAGACUUAUAGAAACAGUAUACAUGUAAAUGUAUGUAUAUUUAUUACAAAUAGGAAACUAUAUAUACGACUUUACAUAUAAACUAUGUGUAUUUUAAAUAACCUACUUUUUAUAAAAAUAAGCAAGUUAAAUGCAUCAUAACACAAGAUAUACGUUCUUUGAAUUUCUUUUUCUCUAUCCAAAUAUGUAGAAAAUAAUAAAAGUAUAAGAAUUA
This is a messenger RNA of Nylanderia fulva, 1510 nucleotides long. RefSeq lists its product as uncharacterized. Lineage: Eukaryota; Metazoa; Arthropoda; Insecta; Hymenoptera; Formicidae. The record is from RefSeq and is a predicted model, not a curated record.